Schizosaccharomyces japonicus yFS275 is the source of this 2677-nucleotide messenger RNA. Its product is annotated as AP-3 adaptor complex subunit Apl5. The record is from RefSeq and is a predicted model, not a curated record. The coding region runs from base 1 to 2493 and encodes 830 amino acids. Gene Ontology annotation, cellular component: Golgi apparatus; AP-3 adaptor complex; membrane coat. Gene Ontology annotation, biological process: vesicle-mediated transport; intracellular protein transport; protein transport. The transcript has 5 exons. Lineage: Eukaryota; Fungi; Ascomycota; Schizosaccharomycetes; Schizosaccharomycetales; Schizosaccharomycetaceae.
AUGGUUUUUGAAAAGACCUUAGAAGAUCUUAUUAAAGGUCUGAGACAGCACAGAGGCGAUGAAGAAAGCUUCAUCGCUUCUGCCGUCUCCGAAUGUCGAAAGGAAGUGCAGUCGAAAGAAAUGGUCGUUAAAGCUGAAGCAAUUGCAAAAUUGACUUAUUUAGAAAUGUUUGGAAUCGAUAUCAGCUGGGCUAGUUUUCAUGUCAUUGAAGUAAUGUCGAGCUCGAAACUCAGUUUAAAGCGGAAAGGAUACUUGGCAGCUAUCCAAUCUUUUAAAUCAAACACGGAUGUGCUAAUGUUGGCGACAAAUCUGAUUAAAAAGGAUAUGAUGAGCGCCAAUACCACUGAAAUUGCUAUUGCGAUUAACGGUCUCUCUCAUUUGGCAAACAUCAGUCUUUCGCGAGAUCUGUACCAGGAUGUUCUUAUGCUCUUAAGUCAUUCUGUCCCAUAUAUCCGUAAACGAGCAAUUAUUGUGCUAUACAAGAUCUGCAUUCAGUAUCCAGAGGCUCUUAAAACAUGUUUUCCAAAGUUGCGGAGCAAAUUAGACGACCCGGACCCGUCCGUGGUGAAUGCUGCCGUCAGUGUUAUAUGUGAGUUGGCUCGCAAACAGCCCAAAAGCUAUUUGGAAACUGCUCCAGAAAUGUUUCACCUUCUAACGAACUCUUCCAACAAUUGGAUGCUCAUAAAACUUAUAAAACUGUUUUGUUCAUUGACACCUUAUGAACCUAGGCUCAUUAAGAAGCUCACUCCUCCAUUGACGGAGCUUAUUCAAACGAGCACAGCCGUUUCCCUUUUGUAUGAGUGUAUUCACACUGUUGUUAGCGGCGGAAUGCUAACCGGACAUUCUCACGCCGAUGAACUCGCGCAUUUGUGUGUGGAUAAGCUUAAGGGUUUUUUUGAAGACACAGAUCAAAACUUAAAGUAUCUUGGUCUGUUAACUUUCAAAAAAAUUGCUGAGUCUCAUCGGGACUUAGUCGUACAGCAUAUGAGUCUGUUCUUGAAAUGCUUGAUCGACCCUGAUGUUUCCCUGCGUUUUCGAGCACUUGAUCUCGUAUCGGACAUUGUUGACAAGGACAGUAUCAAAAGUAUAGUGAAGACCCUGAUGCUUCAACUCAUCGUCAAUUCCGACUACACAACCGAAAACUUCCGCCAGGUGUCGGCUAUGUCUAUUAUUCAAAUGACAUCAAAAUCAAAUUACGCCAACAUAACCGACUUUGAAUGGCUCUUAAGUGUUUAUAUUGAUUUGGCUCGUGUUCCCAACAUCGCUGUUGAAAAAGAGCUCAAUCAUCAAAUUUUGGAUCUCUGUGUUCGAGUAAAAGCACUUCGUCCUUUUGCUGCGGAAUUGUUUUCCCGUGUGAUUACUGAACCUGUUUUCGUGGACAAGCAGACCGAAAGUAUCGAACCAAAAUCGAACAUCUUGCGUGCUGUUGUUUGGUGUUUGGGUGAAUAUGCUGAAUUUCUCCCUGAUGCAAUUGCCGUCGUGGAGGCUUUGAUUCGGCCUGUUUUCUAUACAUACCCACCUGAGGUUCAGUCAGUUUUACUGUGGGCUUUACCAAAGGUUUACAUACAAAAGUUCCGUGAACUUGUUAAUUCGUGGGAUUCAGAGAAGUUAACCGUUUUAUCGAUGUGGGCAGAGGAAAUCCAACUUUUUGCUAAACACUUGAUGUCUGUCCAUCACAUUGAAGUUAAAACAAGGGCAGCGGAGAUUUAUUACAUAUUCACCCAGCUUUUGGACGUUUUUAAACCAUCAGAUGCAAAUGCAACCCUCGAGCUUUUAAAUCAACCACCUUAUAUUUUACAGAACACAUUGCCCGUGCUUUUCACACAUGCUCCUUUGAAUCCCGUAGCGUUUAAAGCUCAAGGAAAAGUCCAGACUCCUGAAGGAUUGGACUUAAAUGUCCAGAUCAACGCAGAGCUUGUUGUUCCGGAAGAGUUAAAGAAGAAGGAUGUUUGGGCAUAUGUUUCGGCUCUGGAUGGAACGAAUGACGUGUCCUCGCGCUCUUUCGAGCUGAGCAAACUUGACUCAUUUCAGAGCUCGGUGUCAGGCCAUGACAGGAAGAGUCCCUUUUAUCUUGGUAAUGAUCGAAGCUCGGCGGAAAACUUAAUCAUAACUGAUGAACCUUCUAAAAACGAGAAUGGCAUUUCUGUAAAUAAUGAUGAAGAGAUGGUUUCACAAAUGAGUACGAUAAAAACUGGUUAUUCAUAUCCCAUUACUGGCCCUGUUGAAAUUGCACAAGACGAGUUGCCGGAAGGUGUCGUUUUAUCUGAUACUGAUGCGGAACAUACUUCAGUGCCUCUCAACGCGAAAGAAGUACCAUUAAUUUCGUUCGAUGAAACCUUACGGGAGCCAAACACUGACGAUUCCUUGAUAAAGAAAGUCACAAAGGUCAAGAAAUCAAAGAAGAAGGGCCAUCGUGUCGUUUUAGACGGAGAAACAAAGGUAAAGAAGUCUAGCAAGAAGAAGAAAUCUUCGAAGAAGAAGUCGACGUUAUGAAUGAAUCAGAUUUAUGUUUAGUUAUAGAGAUUGACAAUUGAAUGAAACGAUGCUAUGCGUCGGUGAGGUUGCAUGGCGUUUCCUUCAAUUAUAGUGUGAGCUUUGAGGAAAUAAUUGUUCGUAAAGUAAAUUCGCCGAGUUACAAUAUCGUAUGUAGCUGAAAAGGUUUUUGAAUUAUAUCCAG